This is a messenger RNA of Aplysia californica (California sea hare), 2005 nucleotides long. Its product is annotated as putative glutathione-specific gamma-glutamylcyclotransferase 2. Gene Ontology annotation, molecular function: gamma-glutamylcyclotransferase activity; glutathione specific gamma-glutamylcyclotransferase activity. The transcript has 4 exons. Lineage: Eukaryota; Metazoa; Mollusca; Gastropoda; Aplysiida; Aplysiidae. The record is from RefSeq and is a predicted model, not a curated record. Gene Ontology annotation, cellular component: cytoplasm. Gene Ontology annotation, biological process: glutathione catabolic process. Bases 285 to 851 code for a protein of 188 amino acids.
AGGCUAUUUUUGCGUAGUCAUGCUGAGGAAUGGGGUUAUGAUGAGAACAAUACAGCUGAUUCCUGGGACUUGGCAUAAACCCUCAAAUCAAUUUACCAGAUAACCCCUUUUCCCCAUAUUUCUGUACUGUUUUAUUUACUUUUUAUCAUCGUUAGUCAGCUCAACAAGUCCUGCUGCCACCUUGAGGACUGCAUUUGGCCAAACUGCUCAAUCUUAUUUCGUCCUAACUUCCAGGAAGAGCAAUUGAUUUGAAGCCUGGUCACAACCAUCAUCAGCACAUAGUGAUGUGGGUCUUUGGAUAUGGUUCGCUGAUUUGGAAGGUGGACUUUCCAUAUGAGAAGAAAGUGACCGGGUAUAUACGUGGGUACAGCAGGCGCUUUUGGCAAGGAAGUGAAGAUCAUCGAGGGGUGCCUGGUAAGCCUGGACGAGUAGCAACCAUCGUUCCUGCACAAGAUGAAAAUGACAGAGUGUGGGGAGUUGCCUACAAGAUCCCAUCUUCUGAAAUUCCAGCGGUAACGAGUCAUUUAGACUUCAGGGAAAAAGGUGGAUACAAACAAGCAACUGUAACCUUCUACCCUAGAGUUAAUACUGAUGAACCAUUUGACCUCACACUGUAUGUUGGAACUGAAGACAACCCAUUUUACAUAGGGCCGGCUCCUGUGGAAGAAAUGGCGAAGCAGAUUUUCUACUCCUGUGGCCCAAGUGGCAAUAAUAAAGAUUACAUCUUUAAUCUUGCCGAGGCUUUGAGGAACAUUGCUCCAGAGGCUGAAGACAACCACCUGUUUUCUCUGGAGCAAGAACUUUUACGUUUACAACAUGAAGAAGAUAGGAAAGACCACUGUUUGUCAUAGAAUUCUGCCUUGAAAUGUACCAGUUCAUAAUAUGGUCAUAUUGAUAGUGAUGAUUACAGCAAAUUUUCCAAAUUUCUUUUGUGCACCUCUAUUGCAAUAGAACUUUGUAAUCUCAGUCACUUUGUUAUAUAUUCUUUCUUUUUAACAGCAUUUAUAAUCAUGUGAAGGUCAGUAUACUUGUUACAACCCCUACUAAUUUCUCAUGGAAUAGGCUGGUGUUGACUUCUUUCCAGGUGCUUACUUCAGGUGAUUGAUUGAUCCUUUCCUAAUCACUUUUGCUCUAAUUUAUGGUACUCCAAUUUCAUACAUUUCUAUUCUCUGGGCUAGUAAUAAAGUAUGUGUCGCACAAAUUUGUACUCCGGGAUUGAAUGUGUGGUUGGUUAUCAAUGGAUUUGUGCUUAUUUUGAAAGACUAUAAAACAGGUAAAAGUGUUUGUGAGAUGAAACCAACAUCUGUUGUACUUUGUAGUGAAUAUUCGGUAUGUGAGGCGAAUCCUUCAUGAAUGUGUACGUUAAGUUGGUGGAGUCUUAUUUAUUACCCAUAUGUUUUAAAACCUGUGAUAGCUUAUGGUAAAACAGGUGUUAGUGAGGCAAAACCCUGAUCUUUCUCUUGUCUAAUGGUGAUACACUGCAUUGGAAUGCAUUAAAAAUCGUUCAGCAAAGAUACCUUUUUUUAAUGAUUUUUUAAAUUUUUCAUGGCUCCUGUGCAAUUGUGCAAGAUAUAUACAUGUAUAAUAUUGACUACCGGUACCUUCGUGUAAGACUCAGACAUAAGCCAUUUUGAAAAGUGACAUAUGACAGUCUUACAUUGAGUAGUGGAUAUGUCCAUGAUAUAAUCAGUCUGGUUUUUUUUAGUAUGAACAGCAACAGAGAGUUCUUAUAAAGGAUUUUAAAUUGCCCAAUAUAAUUGUUAAUAGCUUGCUCCACAGUUCCUUGUGAUUGAUAUAAAAUGAAGACAACUUAAAGAACCAACAACUCAAGCAUGUGGCAUUGUUAGUUUACUGCUAUUUUUGGAGAUCAUUUUUAAGGUACAGUGGAAUCCUGUUAUAAUGAGAGGGAAGGGACUGGUGCGAAAUGUCGGUUAAAGCAGGAUUCUCGUUAUAAGGGAUCCAGUAAUAAAUUCAAUGGAAAUAAUAAAGUAGGCCUAAUCUACGA